GCUGAAUCGCAACAAUUCUGCAGUCUGGUGGGGCUCGGGUUUGAUCUCGGUCGAUUAAAUUGUGUUUCGCAUUAUACUACCUACAAAUAUCAACAUACUUCUAAAACUGGUCAGCAACGUCCCGAACCACUGCAUAAAGAUACCAGGCAGUAUCACAAAUAUAUCGGGGGGGGGUCUUAAGAAUGCUCUUACUUACUUUGUCGCCGAGAAAUUAGAGGUAGGCAAAUAGAGUUUAAACUUUUCUGGGGAACGCAUAUGAAUGGAUAAAUUCUCGGAAGAACUCAACGGGGUACAGCACCUGCACAAAGACAGAUUAAGGCCGCCAGCCGGAAGGUCUUGAAGGCAGCGGCCGGUUAUAUAAAGUCUGGUGCUCGACCUACAAGUGUAUAAUCAUAUUCAAAUUCCUCAAUCUAUCACAGAAUAAUGUCAGGUUUUUUAAAAGUUCAAGGAACAAAGAUUGUCGAUUCAAAUGGAACUCCAGUUGUGCUUAAAGGUACAGCUACAGGAGGGCAUUUAAACAUGGAGAAUUUCAUCACUGGUUACCCAGGACAUGAAACAGAGCACAAGAAGGUUCUCAGAUCUAAGAUGGGGGAGGAAAAAUAUAAUUUCUUCUUUGAAAAGUUCUACGAGUAUUUCUGGACUGAAAAAGAUGCAGUCUUCUUUAAAGAAGAGCUGAAAUUAAACUGUUUAAGAAUCCCGUUCAACUAUAGACAUUUCAUUGAUGAUGAGGAUGAUAUGUUUAAGAUCAACCCAAACGGGUUUAAACUACUGGACAGGCUUGUUGACACAUGUUCCAAGCAUGGGAUUUAUACUAUCUUGGACCUUCAUGCCGUGCCUGGUGGUCAGAACCAGGAUUGGCAUUCGGACUCUGGUAUUCAUAAAUCUCUUUUCUGGGACUUUAAAGUUUUCCAAGACUCCAUGGUUAACCUGUGGAUAGAGUUAGCAAAGUACUACAAGGAUAAUAGAUGGGUUGCAGGCUAUAAUCCAUUGAAUGAGCCAGCAGUUGCUGACCACUCAAAGUUGGUCAAUUUCUACCAGAGAGUCGAAAAGGAGAUCAGAAAAGUUGAUCCGCAUCAUAUCUUGUUUCUAGAUGGAAACACAUAUGCAAUGGAUUUCCGUCAAUUCCCUUCCCCACUUCCAAAUUGUGUAUACUCGAUUCAUGAUUAUGCUUUUGCCGGGUUCCCAAAUCCAGAAGGAACACUCUACUCUGGCUCCAAAGAGGAAAAGAGUAAAUUGGAGACUCAGUAUCAAAGGAAAAUAGAGUAUCACGUUAAGAACAGGGUUCCUGUUUGGAAUGGUGAGUUUGGACCCGUCUACGCAUCCAAAGAAAGGGGUGAUAAAGAUGUGGAAACAACCAACAACGCUAGAUAUAAUGUUUUGAAAGAUCAGCUCGGAGUCUACAAGCAAGGUGACCCUUCUGGUGAUGGUUCUCCAAUAUCUUGGUCAAUUUGGCUUUACAAAGAUAUUGGUUAUCAAGGCCUGACAUAUGUUGAUCCGGAAUCCACAUUUUAUAAAGUGUUGGGGAGCUACCUCUUAGAGAAGAAACGAUUGGGGCUGGAUAGAUGGGGUGCAGAUAUUGCACCAGAAUUCUCCAAACUGUACGAUGAUUUAGAGAAGCAUUUCAAAGAUGUCAUUCCAGAGAAGUACCAUAAGGCACUUUAUCCACAUCCUUGGACAGUCAAGGAUUACCUUUCACGUGUGUCCAGGGACAUGUUAUUGUCCCAGUAUUACCAGCACGUUUACGCUGAGAUCCUAGCAGGUUUGACGUUUGAUGAACUUGAUGAAUUUGCUGCUUCUUUCAAGAUUGAAAAUGUAAAGAAAAGAGGGGAACUGAACGAAAUUUUAAGAAAUUACUAAUGUUUACCUAGUACGGUGUUGAUGGUUGUUAGGCCUUAAUGUUUGGGCAAAGAGCUAAUGUCUAAUCUGUGUUUAUCUGUAAUCAUUAUGGGCACGAAUGUUUUCAAUUAGUAGAAAGUAAAUCGGGAAAGAUAA
This is a messenger RNA of Williopsis jadinii, 1992 nucleotides long. RefSeq names its product glycoside hydrolase family 5 protein (gene EGC1). Gene Ontology annotation, molecular function: beta-glucosidase activity. Gene Ontology annotation, cellular component: extracellular region; cell surface. The transcript has a single exon. Gene Ontology annotation, biological process: glucan catabolic process. The record is from RefSeq and is a predicted model, not a curated record. The coding region runs from base 424 to 1857 and encodes 477 amino acids. NCBI's taxonomy places the organism in Eukaryota, Fungi, Ascomycota, Saccharomycetes, Phaffomycetales, Wickerhamomycetaceae.